Melopsittacus undulatus (budgerigar) is the source of this 2010-nucleotide messenger RNA. RefSeq names its product MGAT4 family member C (gene MGAT4C). Gene Ontology annotation, biological process: protein N-linked glycosylation. The transcript is spliced from 3 exons. Gene Ontology annotation, molecular function: acetylglucosaminyltransferase activity. The coding region runs from base 1 to 1404 and encodes 467 amino acids. NCBI's taxonomy places the organism in Eukaryota, Metazoa, Chordata, Aves, Psittaciformes, Psittaculidae. The record is from RefSeq and is a predicted model, not a curated record.
AUGAGAUGCUUGCGGAAACGAUCAGCAGUGUCAUUCUUAGGAGUUCUUGUCGUUUGCUUGCUGCUCAUGAAUUUGUACAUUGAAGAUGGCUAUGUUUUGGAAGGGGACAAGCAAUUACUCAGAGAAACAGCCACACACCAGCUCAACCCAGAGCGCUAUGUUCACGCUUUUAAAGAUUUGUCUAAUUCCUCAGGAUCUAUAAACAUUUGCUAUCGCUACCUAGCUGGAACGCCUUUGCCAAGGAAAAGGUAUCUUACAAUUGGGCUAUCCUCUGUGAAACGGAAGAAAGGAAACUACUUGCUUGAGACCAUCAAGUCCAUAUUUGAGCAAUCAAGUUAUGAGGAACUCAAAGAAAUUGCAGUGGUAGUGCAACUGGCAGAUUUUGACUCAGCCUGGUGUGAAGGGAUGGUCCAGGAUAUUUCACAGAAAUUUGCACACCACAUAAUUGCAGGCAGAUUAAUAGUGAUUCACGUCCCUGAGGAGUAUUAUCCUGUACUGGAUGGUCUCAAAAGAAAUUACAAUGACCCAGAGGACCGUGUGAAGUUUCGAUCCAAACAAAAUGUAGAUUAUGCUUUUCUUCUUAACUUUUGUGCUAAUCUUUCUGACUAUUAUGUGAUGCUAGAAGAUGAUGUUCGGUGCUCAAAGAAUUUUUUUACUGCUGUUAAGAAAGUAAUUACCUCACGAGAAGGGUCGUACUGGGUGACUUUGGAAUUCUCCAAACUGGGUUACAUUGGAAAGCUUUACCAUUCCCAUGACCUCCCACGCCUGGCCCAUUUUUUAUUGAUGUUCUACCAAGAAAUGCCUUGUGAUUGGCUCCUUAUCCACUUUCGUGGGCUGUUGGCUCAAAAGGAAGUGAUACGUUUUAAGCCAUCUCUGUUCCAGCACAUGGGAUACUACUCAUCUUACAAAGGAGCUGAAAAUAAAUUAAAGGAUGAUGAUUUUGAAGAGGAAUCAUUUGAUAUCCCUGACAACCCACCUGCAAACUUACACACCAACAUGAAUGUAUUUGAAAACUAUGAGGCAAGCAAGGCUUACAGCAGCAUUGAUGAGUACUUCUGGGGAAAAGCUCCUUCUACUGGAGACUUCUAUGGGAUUGUAUUUGAAAAGCCCAUUAAAAUCAGUAAAAUUAAAGUAAUCACUGGAACUGAAGACCGGCAAAAUGACAUUUUGCAUCAUGGGGCCCUGGAAGUAGGAGAAAAGAUUGUAGGGAAUAAAAGUGGGAGACAAUGCACCACUUACUUGAGAUUAGGGGAAUUCAAAAAUGGGAAUAUUGAAAUAACAGAUGUAGAGCACAAAGUUCUGUUUGAUAUUAACUGCAUGAGAAUACUUGUCACCAAAAGUCAAAAAGAAUGGCUGAUCAUUAGGAGCAUUAGCGUCUGGACUUCUCAAACACCAAAUCAAUAAAGUAAGGCCACCUGAGAAGGCACAGAAUGCAUACAGUCAGCUGGGUCCCAGCUGGUCCCAUUCCUUAGAAAAACUGACAUUUCCAGCUCUUCAGUAAAGACACAAAAAAUCUGGAAAAAUCACAAAGCAAGCAAAGCAAUUUAUUUUUUACUAGCUUGGCCAGGCAAUAUACAAACAUUUGUUGAAUUUUUUGAAUUUUAUAGCAAAUGCAGUUCUCAAACCUCACUUGAGAUCUUGAAACCCUUUUUUAUUAACAUUUCUCUGUGAAAGAGAUCAUUUGGAGUAAACAGAACUAAACAAAACACCCUAUAAUUACCAAAAGUUUUAAAGCUAUGACCAGUUUGUUGUGAAAAGAAAUAAGAUUGCACUUUAUGCACAUAUAAGUUUAAAAUGUUGUGGUAGUAUGCAUUUGUACAAUAGCUGGUGAUGUGCUUCUUUUAAAGGCGGUUGUGACAAGGAAAUCUGCCCUGAAACUGGCAGUUUCAUUGUGAGCACUGUAAGAAAAUAGCGUGGCUAAUCAUUGCAGCUCCUUUUCAAAAGGGAAUGUAUGUAAAAUUAUAAAUCUGACAUGACAACUAUGUAUAAAAUACAUAAUUGCAUCUGUUA